GCCGCGCUGCGUAACACCCUCUCUCCAAGUCCCAAAUGCACAUUCGAAACAUAUAAAAGCACUUUGCUGGCCGAAAACUUCAGUCGGUGUUCUAGUGAAUUUUGUGAUCAACUUAGGUUUAAAUUAGUAUACUUAUUUUAAAUUCAAAAUGAAUAUGCAAAUCGCCAUUGUAUCGGCUUUAUUCGCGGUAGUAGCCGCCGCUCCGCAAGAAUAUUAUUCAACUCCGAUCCCAAUCCUUAGUCAAAAACAAGAAAUCAGUCCAGAUGGAUCUUAUUACUACAGUUACCAAACUGGAAACGGUAUCGCUGUCGAUGAAAGAAGCCAAUACAGAGCUUUAGGACCGGAAGAAGGUACCCAAGAUGUUCAAGGUUACUACGCCUACACCGGACCUGACGGUGUCCAAUACGCUGUCUCUUACACCUCCGGCGAAAACGGUUUCAUCGCAUCUGGAGCCCAUUUACCAACCCCACCUCCCCUUCCAGCAGAACUCGCCAAAGCUUUCGCCGAAGCACCAAAAGAUGAUGGUCAAUAUGACGAAAGAGGUUUCCCAAUCGGACCAUCGGCCCGACCUUUCGGACGUCGUUAAGAAAUGGUCGCAUUUUUAUUAAUGUUGUCCAAGUACAAAAUUAAUUUCUAAGACUGCGUCCUUUUUUAUAUUCUUUUGUAAAAAAUCUGUUUUGUAUUCGUCUAAGGAUCUACUGCCUUAUUUGUGUGUGUGUUUUUACCAUCUUUUUUAUUUAUUUUUUGCCCCCUUUUUUUUCGUCCUUCUUCGAUGUAUUAAUUGAAUUUUCCUUCCUUUUUUUCUUCGCUUUCUUUUUGUAUAAUAAAUAUGUUUUUUAACUAAUUUUAA
Molecule: messenger RNA, 850 nt
Organism: Planococcus citri (citrus mealybug)
Lineage: Eukaryota; Metazoa; Arthropoda; Insecta; Hemiptera; Pseudococcidae
Product: endocuticle structural glycoprotein ABD-4-like
Exons: 3
Coding region: 149-586 (145 amino acids)
Cellular component (GO): chitin-based extracellular matrix
Molecular function (GO): structural constituent of chitin-based larval cuticle
Source: RefSeq, a predicted model, not a curated record